AUGGCCUCUGUUUGCAUAUCUGAUAGUGUCAGCAAAACACGUCUUCCUCUUAGACCAACCUAUGUAAACCUCUACAGAUGGCCAGAAUCUGAUGUAGAGUUUGUGAAGGGUGUGAAUUCUAACAACCGUGUAGGUUCUAAUGUGCCACCAAGAGGAGUUGAUAGCUUCUGGUGUAGGCAAAUGUAUUUGAGGAGCUACAAAUUCUCAAAGAAGAAUGUUGGUGUCACUGAGAAGACCAUCAAGUGUUUGAAUAAACUAAAGGAAAAGGUUGCUUUUGUGAGUAACAAGUUAAAUUUGAAGGGUAAGUGUAAGGUUCUAGGGAGAGCCAAAGAUGUAACUCAUGCUGCGUUCUCAAUCUUCCAAACCUUCCUACCCUGCUCUGCUAAGGUUGAUGUUCUUCAUGAUUUCUAA
Sphenostylis stenocarpa is the source of this 411-nucleotide messenger RNA. NCBI's taxonomy places the organism in Eukaryota, Viridiplantae, Streptophyta, Magnoliopsida, Fabales, Fabaceae. The record is from the annotation of a GenBank genome assembly.